Molecule: messenger RNA, 831 nt
Organism: Babjeviella inositovora NRRL Y-12698
Lineage: Eukaryota; Fungi; Ascomycota; Pichiomycetes; Serinales
Exons: 1
Biological process (GO): mitotic spindle elongation; vesicle-mediated transport
Cellular component (GO): Golgi membrane
Source: RefSeq, a predicted model, not a curated record
AACAACUACCUGUCGCGUUUGGGUGCAACGUCCGAGUCGCUUAACGCGCUCAUUGGAAAGACCAGCGCAUGGUUUUUUGCCCAGCCUAUGUGGCGCCGCUGCUUAAUCGUGCUCAUUCUCUGCUUCGGCGGGACCGUGGGACUCCUUGUUCUCAUCUUCCAUAAGAAAAUCCUCGAGGUUAUGAUCAACUCGUCCGCGCACUGGGCCAAGAUGCGCGGGGGCCGCCUUAUCAUGUUUGCACUCGUCUUUACUGUGGGGUUCCCACCGUUGAUCGGCUUCAGUGCGUUAUCCACACUUACCGGCAUGAUCUAUGGCUUUCCAUACGGUUGGCCGCUCCUUGCGUCCGCCUCAGUCACGGGCUCGCUCUGCUCGUUUGUGGUGUUUCGCUAUUUUCUCAUCGAGCGCGCGCAGGGCUUUGUCAAGACAAAUCGCAACUUUGCAGCAUUAAGCGCGAUCAUGCGUGAGGAUAAACGUCUUACGUUGUUGAUUUUGGUCCGGUUGUGCCCCUUACCAUACUCCUUGUCCAAUGGCGCCUUGGCUGCGAUCCCAGACAUUUCCGUGAUGCGUUACUUCCUUGCGAGCUUGAUCACGUCGCCAAAGUUGUUGAUUCAUAUCUUUGUUGGUUCGAAGUUGAAGGAUAUUGGGGAAACCGACGAGAGUUCCACCCAGUUGAUCGACAUCUUGUCCAUCUUGAUCACGGGAUUGGCCGCUACGGCCACCACCUACAUCAUCUAUGUGAAAAUGCAGGCCAAGCUCCAGGAGUUUGAGCUGACCCAUCCGUCCGACGGCGCCGGCUCGUUUGACCUCUACGACCAGCUUGAAGCUGGGAAU